AUGGCUAUUAUAACCACAAAAGAGCUUCAUCUAUUUUACAAAAUAGACCGUGAUGUCUUCUCUUUCUUAAUUUUUAACCUUGGUCAUGACUUAACUCAAUCUCUUCUAGUCAUGGCCUUGUGGAUGUGGUUAGAAAACAUAGGCUACCCUUGCCUUAUCCCUAAAGUGUUGAGUUUACCUGAUAUUAUUGUCAAUGCUUUGGUUAAUGAAUCUGUAACUUGUCUGAAUUGCUUGGAGACUGAUAACCCUACCAUUCCAAGUGAUGGUGGCUUGCCUCUAAUGCAACAACUCAUGCAGAGAAAUAUCUCUAUACAAAUAUUCAAUCUAAAGAGGCACACUGCAAUAGCUGGUAUCAAAAGUAUUUUGACAAACACUUGUGCUCGAAUUUUCAAAGAUGUUUUGCUUACUGUUUUGAAUAGUCAAUCUAUAACAUCUUUCACAUCAUGUGCUAGCACUUCACAGACUAACACAUCAAACACUUCUCUGGUUGUUCCUGGUUUCCCUCACCCUUUGUUUGGUACCUUUGAUUUGUCACAAAAGACCGUGGAACUAGAUUGGCGUGAUGAAAGGGUGUGGAAUGGAACAUGGCCUUCUGAAGAUGUUACAAAUGAUGAUAGAUCAAUGUUCCUAACUUUUUCUAGAGGCUUCCUUGGGUCAGAAGAAGAGGUUUCACACUUUUUUGAAUGCCUUUAUGGAGAUUGUGUGCAGAGUUUAACUAUGGGAGUUGUCAACAUAAAUGAACAACAUUUGGUUGCAGUUAUGGUUUUGAAGAAAGUGGAAACUAUAGAUGAAAUUCUGAAAGGGAAUAACGUUGUAAAGCUCAAUAUGAAUGGGAAACACAUAUGGGCUCGCAAAUAUGAAUGA
Molecule: messenger RNA, 864 nt
Organism: Lotus japonicus
Lineage: Eukaryota; Viridiplantae; Streptophyta; Magnoliopsida; Fabales; Fabaceae
Exons: 1
Coding region: 1-864 (287 amino acids)
Source: RefSeq, a predicted model, not a curated record